Fusarium mangiferae is the source of this 1602-nucleotide messenger RNA. RefSeq names its product putative prolidase. Bases 1 to 1602 code for a protein of 533 amino acids. Lineage: Eukaryota; Fungi; Ascomycota; Sordariomycetes; Hypocreales; Nectriaceae. The transcript has 5 exons. Gene Ontology annotation, molecular function: manganese ion binding; metalloaminopeptidase activity. The record is from RefSeq and is a predicted model, not a curated record.
AUGGCACCGCCGAUAACGCCGCCGAAGCCCGUCUGCGGGGAGCAGAGGCCUCAAGCACGUGAAAGAAGGUCGAUGAGCUACGAGUUUGUGCUUGAGGAUGAAUUUGAUGCGCUAUGUGUUGAGGUCAAGAAGAGUGACGAUGACUGUGGCGGUAAAAGCAGCAGUGGUAACAAGUAUCCCGCCAAACUCCAUGCGCGCAAGGUCGUCAAAGAGCUCGGUGUUACUGAUGGACUCAUCUAUCUUCCUGGAGAGCCUACACGCCUCUAUGAGGACUCAGACCAGUCGCCUCCUUUCAAGCAACGCAGAUACUUCUAUUACAUGACUGGCGUCGACUUUCCCGACUGUGCCGUCACUUACGAAAUCGCCAUGGAUCGUCUCACGCUCUGGAUCCCUUACGCUGAGCCGCGACAGGUCUUGUAUCACGGCCCAACUCCCGACGCAGCAGAGGCUAUGCGCAAAUACGACGUCGAUGAUGUUAGAUACACUGCUCAGCUGUCGAAAUUCCUUCAUGGCCAACUUCGUCCCGAGAAGACCCUCUAUGUCCUUCACUCCGAUCAGGCCCCCAAGUUGACUGAUCGACCACGUGGACAGACCCAGAUCAACUGCUCCAAGCUGCGACCUGCCAUGGAUGAGGCCCGUGUGAUCAAGACGGAAUAUGAAGUUGCACUCAUCCGUCGCGCUUCACGUAUCUCUGCCGCUGCUCAUCGUGCCGUGGCCGAACGUCUCCUCACCAUGCGCAAUGAGCAAGAUGUCGAGGCAGUUCUCCUUGCCGCUUGUACUUCACGUGGUGCUCAUGCCCAGGCCUAUCCUAUUAUUGCUGGGGCUGGCGUCAAUGCUUCGAUUCUACAUUACGGAGCCAACAACCAGCCUCUCGAGGGUAAGCAACUGAUCGUUGUCGACGCUGGUUGUGAGUACCAGUGUUACGCCAGCGACAUCACCCGUACUCUUCCUGUCAGUGGUUCCUUUUCUAAGGAGGCCUCCGCGAUCUACUCCAUUGUGCAGCGUAUGCAAGAAGAGUGUAUAGCACGUGUUCGACCCGGCACUGUCUACUACGAACUUCAGCUCCAUGCUAGUGAUGUAGCUCUCCAAGGCCUGCGCAAGUUGGGUCUUCUGAAAGGCAACUUUGAGGAGAUCCAAAAGGCGGGAACCGUCGCUGCUUUCUUCCCCCACGGUCUCGGUCAUCAUGUUGGUCUUGAGGUUCACGAUGUCACUGGCUAUGAGCGUCUCUUGAUGAGAGAUAACUUCCACGUCGAGGGUGGUAAGCGUGAGAUGGUGACUGCCACGGCUCUGGUGGCCAUGCAUCGUAUGGCUUCAUCUUCCCCGCCUACAAAACCAAGACAAUCUCUUCAACCUAAUAUGAUUGUGACAAUUGAGCCAGGAAUUUACUUCUGCCGCCCUUUUAUUGAGGGAUACUUCCUGAACAACCCGUCACACGCCAAGUUCAUUAACAAAGACCUCCUCGAAACAUACUACCCAGUUGGUGGUGUUCGCAUCGAAGAUGACAUCCUUGUCACACCUGGUGGCUAUGAGAAUUUGACCUCUGCUGCCCCCAAGGGUGACGAGAUGCUUGAUGUGAUCAACGGCAGCUUUGAGAAGAUUUAA